Manacus vitellinus (golden-collared manakin) is the source of this 8863-nucleotide messenger RNA. It is a transcript of the gene FYCO1, whose product is annotated as FYVE and coiled-coil domain containing 1. Gene Ontology annotation, cellular component: lysosome; late endosome; autophagosome. The coding region runs from base 486 to 5207 and encodes 1573 amino acids. Gene Ontology annotation, molecular function: metal ion binding. The record is from RefSeq and is a predicted model, not a curated record. Gene Ontology annotation, biological process: positive regulation of autophagosome maturation; plus-end-directed vesicle transport along microtubule. NCBI's taxonomy places the organism in Eukaryota, Metazoa, Chordata, Aves, Passeriformes, Pipridae. The transcript is spliced from 19 exons.
UCUCCGGCGGAUGGAGAGGGAGAGAGUUUUGCUGGCACACGGGGCGGCUGGGUCUGUCUCCAGAGCAGAUGCCGGGGUUGCAGCCUCCUCCUCCGGCUUAUGUUGAUCCUGGUAAUCCAGAGUGAGCAAGGAAAAGGGAAAAAAGAAGGGUUUUAGCGAACUGGUUGUCCGCCGCCUUUGUGCUCUGGAUUCUCCUCGGUGGUGAGUCCUGCGGUGGUGAGUUGGACUGUGGAGGGGCUGUGCCGUGUUUUGGAAGCUGGCGAAUUCCUUGCUGCUGCAGCUGCCUGUUCAGGAGCUCAGGACCCGGCUGUUUUCUGCCUGGGUCAUCGCACCCACCCUCCUGCUGAUGUUUGCAAGUUGCAGGUGUUACAGAGAAGAAUAACCAACGUCAACCCAAUGGUCAUCAAGGAUAUGAACUCUGCUGUUUUUAUCUAGAUGGAUGAAAAGGUUAACAGCCCAGAAGGGGAGUUCCUUUUGUUUUCGAGAUGGCAGCAACUAGUGGUGAAAGCCAACUGCAGCGGAUUAUCAGAGACUUGCAAGAUGCUGUGACUGAGUUAAGUAAAGAAUUUAAAGAAGGAGGGGAACCGAUCACAGAUGACAGUGGCAACUUGCAAAAAUUCUCCUACAAGCUUGAGUACCUUCUGCAGUUUGACCAGAAAGAAAAAAGCACAUUGCUGGGCAACAGAAAAGACUACUGGGAUUAUUUCUGUGACUGUCUGGCAAAAAUCAAAGGAGCUAAUGAUGGAAUCCGCUUUGUCAAGUCUAUUACAGAACUAAGAACAUCUCUUGGAAAAGGAAGAGCAUUUCUUCGUUACUCCCUGGUUCACCAAAGACUAGCAGACACCUUGCAGCAAUGUUUUAUGAACACCAAGGUGACCAGUGACUGGUACUAUGCAAGAAGUCCAUUUCUGAAUUCCAAAAUGAGUUCUGACAUUGUGGGUCAGCUCUAUGAGCUCACUGAUGUUCAGUUUGACUUGGCAUCAAGAGGCUAUGAUUUAGAUGCUGCUUGGCCAGCAUUUGCCAGAAGGACACUGUCCUCGCUUGGAUCUUCAGCAUAUUUAUGGAAGCCUCCAAGUCGCAGUUCCAGCAUGAGCAGUUUAGUGAGCAACUAUUUGCAGGCCCAAGAGUUUCCCUCCAGCCCUGAUGUAAAUAGCUCACUGAAUGCUGAACACCUUGAGGGCUAUGAAGAGAUGCGUUUAGAACUUGACCAGGCUGAGCUGAGGCAGAGGGAACUUCAAGAUCGUAUUCACCAGCUAGAAAUGGAAAACCAGGAGCUCCAGGCAGCUGUCAGCCUUCAAAAAGAGCAAGUACAGGUAGAAAAGGAGAAGAGCAAUAACUACAGUGAGGAGAACUCCCGGCUGACAAAGAUGAUCACAGAGUUACAGAAGCAGUGUGAGGUCUCACACUCCACUCAGAGCACUGUCCAUGACCUGCAGAAGUGCCUACAGUCAUUGGAAUUAAAUGCAGUGGAGCAGCAGAAAGAAUAUUCAACAAAAGUGGAGCAGCUGUUGACCAGCAAGGAAGACUGUGCCUCAAAAUUGCAGGUUUCAAGUCAGGAGCUGGAGACCUCGAGGGCUUUGAUUGCUGUGAAUAAUCUUUGCAUCGAUGAGCUCAAAGCCAAGCUGAGUUCUGCAGAACAGAAGAAUCUCAGCCUCCUUGCGAAAGUUGAUGCUGCCUUGGACGAAAAGGGGCAGCAAGCCACAGCCCAGUGUGACUCUGCCCUACAAAUACAUGCACUGUUAGAGAAGCUUCAGGAGAUGGAAAAGGAAAAGGCAGAUAUGCAAAGACUCAAUGAUGAACGUGCGUCUCAGCUGAAAGCAGCAAAGGAGGAGCUGCGGCUGAAAGAACAGGCACAGAAGGAACUGGAAUCCAGAUACAAUCGCCUCACUGCUGACUCCAGAGAAGAAAGUGAAAAGCUGAUUGGGAGCCUGGAAACUAUGACAAAGGAAAAGGAUGCACUUCAGGAGGCCCUGACUCUGAAAGGAAAGGAGAUGGCUGAGCUCCAGACCCAGGUAAUGGGGUCGCUGGCUCAGGUGGGGUCACUGGAAAAAAGUCUUGAGGAAGCCAGGAAAGAAAAAGAGAAACUUGAGGAGGAAUAUGGUAGGAGGGAAGGAGCACUGAAGCAGGAAUCCCAGUCACAAGCAGAGCAACUUGCACUACAGGAGGGUCACUUAACAAAGGUGAGUCAGACUGUGUGUAGCCUUGAGGAGCAAAACCGCAAACUCAUGUCUGAGAAAGAGCAUCUUGGGCAGAAAGUCAAGGAGCUGGAGGAGCAGAUGGAGCAGCAAAACUCUGCAGUGACCGAAUUGGAUGAGGAGAGCAGGAAGCUGAAAGCAGAGAAUAUGAAUUUGCAGCAGUCCAAGAACAAGAUGGAAGCGAAGCUGAAAAAUCUGGAAGCUUCUAAAGCUUCCCUGGAAGCUGAGGUAGCCAGGCUGAGAGCCUCUGAGAAGCAACUUCAGAGUGAGAUAGAUGAUGCCCUGGUGUCAGUUGAUGAAAAAGAAAGAAAGCUCCGGGGCGAGAACAAACAGCUGGAUGAAGACUUGCAGAAUGCCAGGAGGCAAAGCCAAAUUCUGGAGGAGAGGUUGGAGGCUCUGCACUCAGAAUAUGAAGAACUAAGGCAAAGAGAGGAGACCACCAAGGAAUCUUAUGCCUCACUUGAAGGACAGCUAAAGAGUGCCAAACAGCAUAGUUUAGAAAUGGAAAAAAGCUUGGGCACCUUGAAGGAAAGCAAAGAGUGUCUCCAGUCACAGGUCACAGAGAAGGAAGUAGAACUGCAAGGCUUGGAGAACCAGUGUGAGCAGCUGAGAGCAGAAGCUGAAAGACACAGAAAGAAAGCAGAGACUCUUGAGGCAGAAAAGCUCAGUGUUGAAAAGACAUGCCUUCAUCAGACAAAGCUUAUAGAAUCCCUCACAUCAGAAAAAGAAUCAGUGGAAAAACAGCAACUACAGCAGGCAGCUUCCCUGGAGAAGGAGGCAAAAGAGCUGGCCUUCAGACUGACCAUGAGCGAAGAGCAGUUGGAGGUCAACCGAGGUGAAGUGUCAAGGCUGCAAGCAGAAGUCCUAGACCUGCGAGUCAAGCUUCAGCAGACCAUUGAUGAGAGAGAGAGGAUGAGAGGUGAGCUGGCAGUCGCUGUGACUGCCUUGAGUGAGCAGAAGGAGCUUGUUCAGCAGCUGAAAGAGCACAGUGAGUGUCUCAACAGAAACCAUGUGCAAGAACUGCUACAAUGUAAAGAAAGGGAAGAAGUGCUGAAAAAAGAGCAGGAGACAACAGCCCAUCAAAAAGCUGAGCUGGAAAAUAAUUUGCUGAACUUGAAGGAAGAGUUAUCCAAGGUUAAGCAGUACUUGGAAAAUGCUAGAAUGGAAAACGAAGAAAACAAAGAUCUCCUCCACAGGACCAACACAGAUAUGGCUGAACUUGGUAUUCAGAUUUGUGGCUUGUCCUCUGAAAAGAUGGAUGCAGAAGAGCAGUUAGCCCAGGCCAGAGAAAGGCUCAAAGAACUGGAAGAACAGGCGGCAGAGCAACAGAAGAAGCUGAAGCUUGACAUCUCUAAUCUCAAAGAAGAGAACAAGAGCUUGCAAGAGAAAUUAGAGGAGGCUCAAAUAUGUGCCGCAGCUGUCCCAAAUCUGCAAUUGCAGCUGGAGACAGUAAAGAAACAGGCACAGAGUUUCCAAGAGACCAGCCAAGAAGAGCUGUCUGCAAUAAAAUUUCAAAUGAGCACAGAGAUUCUAAAUUAUCAGACAAAAUUCAAGGCAGUCAGUGAGGAGUGUGGGAAAGUGAGAGAGCAACUUGAGGAGCAGAAGCGACAACAGCAUGCUGCGGAGGAAGAGAUUACCGAGUUACAAGCUGCAAACACGAGUUUGUCCAGAAAGCUGGAUGAAGCAAGAGAGCAGCUGUCUGAAUCAGAAUCUGCUCGGCUGCAGAGGGAAGAGGAGGUGACAUCUCUUAGAGAACUCUUGGAAAGGAUCCAAAAAGAAGCUGAUGAAGCAAAAGAGAAGAUCCUGGAUUACACUGAGAAGCUCAGCAAGGUGGCAGCAGACAAAGAUAGCAGUGACCAGAAAUUAUUUGCUGAACUGGAUGACCUGACAAGAACAAAACACUUCCUUGAAGAGCGUUUGAUAGAACUUAUCAGAGAUAAGGAUGCUUUGUGGCAAAAGUCCGAUGCUCUGGAGUUCCAGCAGAAGCUUAGUGCAGAGCAGAGGUGGCAGGGGGACACAGAAGUUAAUCACUGUCUGGACUGCCAGAGAGUGUUCUCAUGGAUGGUGCGCAGACACCACUGCAGAAUGUGUGGUCGCAUUUUCUGCUACUACUGCUGCAACAACUACAUGGUGACAAAACCUGGUGGAAAAAAGGAGCGUUGCUGCAGAGCUUGCUUUAAUAAGCCUAGAGUCAUCGUGGACAGUACAGAUGACUCUGGAUCCAGUGCCAACCAGGAAGGAUCACCAGCUUCAUUGGAAUCGCCUGUGUCACCAUCUGAGAGGAGUUUUGUUGCAAGUGAAGCCUCUAAACCACCAGAUGAUGCAGCAUUUGAUAUAAUCACUGAUGAGGAGCUGUGCCAAGUACAGGAAACAGACUCUCUCCACAAUGAAAGUCAGAUGGAAAGAGUGUCUUUGGAUCAAAGCAUGACAGAUUUAUGUGUUUGCUGGGCUAAGCAGCUGUUAGGGGCUCUGUACAGCCUCCACUCUCCGUUUCAGGUUUCUGGCUUUCACAGAAUUCGAAACAGUACCUGUAAUUCUUCAACCUUUGAUGAAUCUGAAGAGUGGCAACUUGCUCAAGAUGCUGAGAUAUGCUUGUUGAAGUCAGGAGAAAUCAUGAUCAAAUUACCCCUUACAGUGGAAGAGAUCAUAAACUUUGGAGAAAGCAACAAAGAGCUGUUCAUUAAAUCCAGCACCUACAGUAUCAUUCCCAUCACUGUUACAGAGAUGGGGCUAACAAUUAGCUGGAUCUUUUCAUCAGACCCCAAAAGCAUAUCCUUCAGCGUUGUCUACCAAGAAUCUGAAGACACACCACUGGAUCAGUGCAAAGUUCUUAUCCCUAUGACUCGCUGCAACUCUCAUAAGGAAACUAUCAGAGGACAGGUGAAAGUCAGAAACCCUGGAAUCUACACACUGAUAUUUGAUAACACAUUCUCUAGGUUUAUCUCAAAAAGAGUGUUUUAUCACUUGGCUGUUGAGCGACCCGUCAUCUAUGAUGGAAGUGAUUUUCCAUAGCCUUGACUAUACUGUGUUAUUUUUAAUUAAAUUUUUAAGAAAUUAUAUUAUUUAUGUACAUGUAAGCAGACUGAUUACCACUGUGUUUGAAGACUCUGAAACUAUGCAAUAGUUAUAAUGCACUUAAGAAGAGAUGGAUACACUAAAAAAUGGAAGCCUUUUCAGGAACACUAAUGGUUCUGUACUGUGUACAGAUUGCUGAAAAGCCAAUGUUUGAUUUAACAGGUCAAUAAUAACCAAUUUUUUUUUUUUCAGUGGGGAGAAAAAUAAGUGUGUGGGUGUCUAAAUGCAAACUGAAAUUCUCUGCUGAAUUAUCACAUUAUUUUUCUUCCAAAAAUAUCCUUCAAAAGGAAAUUUAAAGAAAAAAGUGUAUUUUUGACCUCUUCACUGAGGAGUAAACAUAACCAUUUCUGUUCUGCUACUCUUACAGUCAGAACAACAAUUAUGCAAUAUUUCAAUCUUCACAGGCCUAUAUUGUAAUCCAUCUAAAAUUUUUUAUCUUUUCCAAGUUUUAUAAACAGCAAACAUAGGAGUUUUUUAAAUUCUGGGCUAAGAUUUGGUAAGCCUUAGCUGGCUUUUACAAAUGCUUUAUCACUACCAGUUACAAAACAAUACAACAUGAAGCAGCAACUCCUUUCACUUUCGCUCACCGUACUCUGUACAUUGGUCCAUUCUUACAGUAGCAGUGGCAGAACAAGGAGUAUCCUCUGUAAAGUACUGCUCACUGUGUGAUAUUACGAGGAAGAAAAUUCCUUUUUCCUGCCUUAGCACCUUAGUCAUCAGCAGUCAUAGGAAAGCACAGUUUCUGAGGACAUGAGCAGUGUCUCUCUCUCUCUAGACCACGUGGAAGGCAGCAAUAAUGUUUGAACUGGUCUCAAAACGUCCAUCCAAACUGAAUGAAUAUCCAGGCCUGAGGAGCUCUCCACCCAGUGUUAGUGUAUUCUCUCCCUUUCCUAAACCUUGCAGUUGCCCUAUCCAACUGCUCAGUUUUCAUCUUGGAUCUGGAGAAAGAGCUGGCUGUAAACACUGCCUCUUAAGGGAAGACUGGGUUCUCAUUUAUACAGAAUUUCUACGCAAACCAUCUGCUUUCUAUAUAGAAUUUUAUCCUUUUGUCAAAAUAUCUGAAAGCAGAUUUUUUUGUUUUAAAAUCCUGUCCUCUGAUGGAAUGGCAAAACAUUUGGCAGGAUAAAGGAGAAAAGCUCUUUCUCCCAACCAGCCCUCCUCAUCAUUUUAGGUGUGUAUGAUUUCUCAUGUCAUUGUUCUCCCAAGGAAACCUCAGACCUGGAAGGUUUUAGUGCAACAGUUGGUAGAAGACCAGCACAGCCUGUCAGGAACCCUGUAGAGACCUGGUGGCAGCUGUAGCUGAUACACAGGAGUCAUUGUAAGAGACAGAAAGUAAAACAUGAGAAAGAAGAAAAAGAGGCAAGCACAAGCUGAAGCAAAUGGUUUAGGGGAGGGUAAGGAGGCAAACUUGUAAAUGUAAAAGCAAGAGCAGGGAAUUGGAAGGAUCAACUUGACUAGGGAAGAAAGUCAGGGGAGUCCAGCUGGUGUUUAUAUGUCACUGGUCCAAUCCAUUACCCACAAGGGAUUUCCAGCAUCAAAAGACUGGUUGGUUGUUUAAAAGAUGAUCACAAACAAGUGUUGGACACAAUAUAUAAAUGCAGUGAUCUUGAAAAAGACUGUGAAAGAAUAACAACUUUUCGUGGAGCACCUGGAUUUUAGGUGUCUGGCUAAUGGAUAGUGUUUCCCUCCCUUCAACUGCCUUCUUGCCCAUACCAGUAGUGUGCUCCCCAGCCUCUGCCAGGUAGAGGGGUCAGUGCAAAGUACAAGCAGAUUUAUUCUUCCUCCUGAGGGCUACAGUGCAAUUAAACCCAUACCUGGCUGUGUGCAUGAAAAUGAGAUGGACAAAGAUGGACAUGGGCAAUAAACAGGCCAUAAAUAGCACACGGAUCGGUUCAGGAAUUAUGGCAUAUUUCAGUGUUGAAGCUAUGUUUUAUAUUUAAUUAGGCAAGAAGAGAUUAUUUAUUGCUUAAAAAUGGAGCACUGUGUACCAUAUGCUAUGCAAUUUCACUGAGCUGUUACUGAAGUCUGCUGCAGUUUUCCUUUAAGCUUUUAGGUGUGGUUUUUAAAAGCAUUUUGCUGUUCUUAGGUAGAAUACUAAUCUUACUGGGAUAUCUUUCUUAAAAUGCCAAAUGUAAGGUAAAGGGACACUGUCAAGUAGCUUGGGCCAAAAUAUGACAUCUCUGUUCAAAAGUAUUUGAAGUCUCUCUAUUCAAAAUUAUUUGAAAAAUAUUGAAAAAUUAUCUUCGUUUCCUCUCCACAUCCAGUUCUUAACUGUGGCAAAUAUUUUUAAGCCACUGUUUAUGUAACUCCUAAAGUAAUUGUCUCCAUCUAGUAAGCUCGAUGUUUCCCUGAAGGUCUUUCAUGUUGACAGUCCUGAGACUGGCUAAAGCAUAUGUUUGGAAGGAGGGGAAUAAAACCACUGGAUUGUUUUCAUUUAGCAUUUGAGUCUCUAUGGUACCUUUUCUUCAGGUUUUCCUGCCCCUUGAGAGUAGUUUUAUGGCUUUUUUUUUCCUCUCUGAAAGAGGACUAAGAGUGGAAGCCAGAACCUGUAGUUUAAAGAUCAAAAGGUUUGCUCCUAACCAAGGAGAGUAUUUAAGGAGAAAAAGUUUCAAAUGAUGAAAUACUCAGGAUGCUAAGGUACAGGAGUGCUAAGGUACAGGUACAGGUAAGGACAAGAGUGCAGCUGUUCAAAACCAGCUUGUCAACAACAAGAAUCCCAUCAUACCAGCUAGAAGAGGCUGUGCAGAGAAGAUAGUAAAGAACCUGACAUUAGUACUGACCUUUUGUUUGAAUGCCACUGGAGCUAUGGAAACCCAAUAAAGGACUUUGCACAAGUGCAGGUUUGUGCAAGACAUUAUUUCGUUCAAGCACCUUAUAUCUCCAUUCAUAAGGCAUUUGUUUGUGUGAGCUGUGCUAGUGAUGCUGAAAAGUCUGUUUAUUUACAGGUGCUCAGGUGAUUUGUUGAAUUGGGCUUUUUAUUACCUGCAGGAAUGCAAUUAGGAGAAAAGAAAUAUAUAAAAUUGAUCAUAAAAUUAAUUGAAGGGGAUGUCUCACUCGUAGGACAAAGAGAUUAUAUACUGUGUUCAGCAUAAGCAAUUGGGUGAUUUUCCUGGGUGCUGGAAAGGGUUAGGAGGUAUGGAGGGUAAGAUUUUUGUUAUACAGAGGUUUAUGUGAAGAAAAGAAUGUAGUUUCUUUAAGAAAAUGACAGUGUUCCUUUACUCAAUCUUACUCAAUGUUUCUUAAUGAAAAAUGACAGAGAUGUAUUGCACGAGAACAUACCAUGUUACAAAAUUGCAAAGCUACAAAAGCCUGACUUUGCUCCUUCCUCAAAAUUGAAAUUGCACUAUAGUUUUAAUCAUGCUCAAUCACUGAGGUUGUAACUUGUUCAGAAGCAUCUUUUGGUCUAAACUGCCAAAGAAUUGCAAACCCUGUUCACAUCAAACUUCUUGCUCCAGAUAUGGGAAAAAUUAUGUAUACCAGUGUCUGUUACAGAGAUGUAGACGGUUGUGUACUGGAAUGUUUCUUGAUGCUUUUUUUUCCCCUUUUUUAACCUCAGGAAUUAAAAAAUAAAAUUCUUUAUCGUUGUGAAUGUA